This is a messenger RNA of Blumeria graminis f. sp. triticale, 1821 nucleotides long. The record is from the annotation of a GenBank genome assembly. NCBI's taxonomy places the organism in Eukaryota, Fungi, Ascomycota, Leotiomycetes, Helotiales, Erysiphaceae.
AUGGGAAUGGCUAGGCGAUCUUCAAGGGCAAAUCGUGCUAAUCAAGAUCAAGUAAAUACUCAAUUUAUUGCGCUUUUAAAUACAGCAACUCGCGCCGAUAGAUCCACCAGGUCGAGCAACAAAGCAGAAUCACCUGAAAAAUCAACAGGGUCUAAAUUUAUAUCAGUCGAGCCGCAAGUCGAAUUAGUAAAUAAAUUAGAAGAAACAAAUGUGAUGCAGACUCGUCGAAAGCGUGGAAGGGCUGAAGAGCCAAAGGAAAAACACCCAAGAAUUCAAACACCACCACACGAAAACAAAAACGAUUCGGAAGAUGUUGGCGAAGAUGACGAUGCCGUUCGAUGUAUAUGUGGUCAUGAUGACUAUCCUGGACUACCACAACCUGAUGAAGAUGGGCGAGGAUUAACGCAAGCUGUAAGUGAAGGACAAUCGCUAUCAACUGCCGAGGCAACAGAAGACCUCGCUGGAUUUUACCUUCAGUGCGAUAUUUGCAAGGUAUGGCAACAUGGAGGAUGCGUUGGAAUAAUGAAUGAGGGAUCCAGUCCUGAAGAAUAUUUUUGCGAGGGGUGCCGCAAAGAUUUACACAAAAUCUUCACGUCUUUCAACGGGCAACGUUAUUCACAUUACCUUCCACUUCGCAAAGUUCUAUCACAAUUAGGUUCUAAUAUUGUGGUAAAUUUAAAAGAUGAAACUCGCCCGCCAAGAGUUGGUAGAAGCGGGCGCCCUUCGAGCUUACAAAGUGCCAGUGCUAAGAGAAGAUCUACCAUGAACAGUAGAGACGCAGCAUAUGACGAAGGAGAACAGUUAAGGAGGGUUAUAGAAGCUAGUAAAUCUGAAAGGAUCAGCGAAUCCACUGACACCGGUAUUAAACGAAGCAAGAGAGGCUUCAGUGGCUCUGAAGAAAAAGCGGAAGGUUCUAAGAGGCAGCGAACAAGCUCCACUUCACCAUCUCGUGAAAGUCUGAAUCAAUCUCGGCCAGAAUCAGAAGACGAAACUUUGAGUCGAAAUCAUAAUACCAAAAAGUCCAGACUCGCUGGUGCAAAGAUUAGUAAAGAAUGUGAAAAUAAGACGGAACGUGAAAAGUUUAGAAUUGACGUUGGGAACAAACGUAGUAAUCGAGCUGAGCGACGAAGGACUGAUGAUGCAGAAACUAUGGAAUUGGCCUCUGUAGAUACAAGAUUCUCGGCGAACAAGGGUUUCGUCCCAAAUAACACAGCUAUUUCCUCACAACCCAUGGAUCCAGCAAAAAAUUCACAAAAUAUACUUGUUGAAUCAUCUCACUCUACUCAAGCAGCAACUUGUCAAAAAAAAAUAGGACGUCCACCAAAUUCUCGUAAAGGGAAAAUGAAUAAAAGCCAGUAUUCCAAAGAUCGUGAUUUACAGGAUCACUAUGAACAGCAAUCGAAUCGUCAACAAUCUCGCGACGUAUCAAAAAGUGAAGAAAUGACACAUUACUCAAGCAGUUGGGGAAUUCUAGGUGAGGGGAAAGUGAGUAGGAGUAAAGGUAAUCCCAAUAAAAUUACCAUGGCCGACAUGAAAAGGAGGGUCACAAUGAUACUUGACUUCAUUUCACGAACUCAACUUGAAAUGGCUAGUGAGCCGAUACUAUCUGACACCAAAAACUCCGUCCAAAACUCUGAGCAACCAAUUUUUGAAAGGAUUUCCACUAAGCGAUCUGAAGGUGGAGAUCGACAAUAUAGUUCUAACAAUGAAACCUUCCACGGAAGCGCAAAAUUCAAUAGAGAUUUCAAGGAUCUUUCAUGUCGGGAUAUGAUGGACGUGUUAACUAAACAGCUCAUCAAAUGGCAAAAAGAAUUCUUAUAG